Messenger RNA from Colletotrichum destructivum, 3627 nucleotides. RefSeq lists its product as uncharacterized. The transcript is spliced from 2 exons. The coding region runs from base 684 to 2858 and encodes 724 amino acids. The record is from RefSeq and is a predicted model, not a curated record. Lineage: Eukaryota; Fungi; Ascomycota; Sordariomycetes; Glomerellales; Glomerellaceae.
GGUUCCUUUGAUUCCUGCCUCGUGGUCUCCAUCUGCGUCGUCACCAUCGUUUUGUCGUCGUCGUCGUCGUCGUCGCCGCCGCCGCCAUUGAUUUUCCUCUCCUUCCACAACCUGCGACACGCACUUCUAUUCUUUUGCUCGUUUCGUCAACGUUGUCAUCGUUUCACCUCCAAUCUCACCUUGAAUUUUGCGGAGGCGUAUCGUCGUCCCCCACGCGCCGUUCGAUCGCACCACCCACCCCGAUAAAGGACAUCCAGGGGGGGGGAAAACCAUCCCAACCGGACCGACCUUCUUUGACAGGAGCUGUGCCACUCUUUUAAUCAACCAGUCUUAUCCAAUUUCGCCAAGGCCCCCUCAACUAGUCCCGCUUGCACUGCACCCGCUGUUGUUUGGGUCAGGUCUGUCGUUUGUCGUCCGUCGAUUAGCUCUGCGACCACCGCGAGAAACCACAAUCCAUCAAUCUCGACCUCGACCAGCUCUCUGCGCUUCGGGUCUGUCAUUCCUUUGGUGUUGUGUGUUUUCCGCCUCCGCAGCAUGCCUCUAUAGCGCUGAGGCCAACACUUUUCAACCCUUCAACCCAAUCGUUCGUCCGAUCAGCGACUGCAUACGCUUCGUUCAAGCCCGCAGAUACUUUAAAUUAAACUAUCGCCGCCGCCGCCGCCGUUGUUGCUGCCGGGCCGGCAAUGUUGACCAUGCUCAAGCAACAGUCCCCUAGAGGCUUCAUCGUCCCGAGGGCACGCCCCAAGACGCUGCUCUUCCUGGCCCUCGCCGUCAUCUCCGUCUACUUCCUCGCAACACGCGGCGCUCCUGCCGGAUACCGCGUCGUCCCGUGGGACCACCAAGGCGCUGCUCCGUCCUCCGAGACGGUCGCCGAGCCCCCCAAGUCGGAAGAAGAGAGGAAGCAGGAGGAGGAGAGGCAGAAGCAGGAGAGAGAAAAGCACGAACAGGACCUCCGGGACGAGUUCGCGCGCGAGUACGAUGCCGCCAAAAAGCUGCCCGGCAACGAUGCCAUCUACGGAAACACGCUCAAUUCUUUGAGAGACAAGGAGAACAGGACCGCCGAACAUGCCGCCAACCUCCGAGAGGCCGGCACUCAGGAGGAGGCCUACACCAACCAGCGUCCCGUCUACUUCAACCCCUAUCCCGACUACAACAGCGAGGAGUGGAACAAGACGCAUCGCGCGCCUCACAUCCCGUGCAUUGGCGCUACUGGCGAGGCAGUUGAGGAUCUGUUGGUCUUCAAGGGCCACCCUGAGAAGUUUCCCGACCCGGGAUUCGGCGGCUUCGAUAUCCUCAACAUGGACGGCAACGUCUGCUACGAGCGCGAGACCAGGCUCGGCCCCUAUGGCCUUCUGCCCCAGCUCAGCAAGGCCGGUCUCCGAAUCGACUGGGACAACAUCAACUGGGGCGAUCUCCAGGAGAAGUGCAUUGAGAGAAACACCGCUCGAUUCGACGAGGGCGAGCCGAACCCAUACAUCAAGACCGCUUACCCCGACAUUGCAGAGAAGUAUGGCAAGGAGAUCGAUGAGGCAGAGAAGCAAAACGAGAAGCGCGGUCUCGGUAAGUUCAGGGGCGGAUCCAAGGCUGCCAAGGUGACGACACCCGACACCCGCACCGCCGUCCUGUUGCGAACCUAUACCGGCAAGAAAUACACCGAGAACGACAAGCAGGUCAUCCGCUCCCUCAUUUCCGAGCUCUCCCUCCGAUCCGGCGGCGAGUAUCAGAUCUUCCUAUUGCUGCACGUUCGCGACCAGGCCCUCGACAUCUGGAACGACGAGGCGACCUACCAGUACGUGCUCAACGAGCAUGUUCCCCUCGAGUUCCACGGCAUCACCAAGCUCUGGAACGACCAGGCCGUCUGGAACAUCUACACAGCUUUAACGGACGAGAACGAGAAGAGCGUGCACUCGGCCCAGUGGCUGUCGGUGCAGAAGUUCAGCCAGGACCACCCCGAGUUCGACUUUAUCUGGAACUGGGAAAUGGACGCCAGGAUCAUCGGCCAUAACUACGAUUUUCUGCAGCGCCUUAGCGACUUCGCCAAGAAGCAGCCUCGCAGAGGCCUGUGGGAGCGCAACGAGCGUUACUACAUCCCAGACUACCACGGGGACUACGACACCGACUUCCGCAAGGACGUCGAGCAGCGCACCCGCGGCCACCAAAUCUGGGGCCCGCCCAAGUUGCCCUUCAUCAACCCGGUCGGCCCCAAGCCUCCCGUCGAAAAUCCUGAAAAGGACCCUUACAAGUGGGGAGUUGGCGAGGAGGCCGACAUGAUCACCGUCGGCCCCAUCUUCAAUCCCAUUAACAGCAGCUGGAUCAUCUCGGACCACAUCUGGGGCUACAGAGACGAGCAGUUCCCCGAUCCCGCCAAGACGCUCCCCCGCCGAACCACCAUCGUCACCCAGUCCCGCGUCUCAAAGCGUCUCUUAGACAUCAUGCACGUCGAGAACCUCCGCGGCAACCACAUCGCUUCCGAGAUGACUCCUCAGACUGUCGCGCUGCUCCACGGGUUCAAGACCGUGUUUGCGCCUCACCCCACCUGGUUUGACCGCCCCUGGAAUGGAACUUUCCUUGCCAAGUGGUUCAACCCUGGACCCCGCGGCGAGAGUGGUGGCGAGGGCAGCCCUAUGGGCUGGGGAAGAGAGCGCAGAUACCAGGGUAUGACCUGGUACUACCGUGCCGAGCCUCCCCCAAGGCUGUACAACAACUGGAUCGGUUAUGUCGACACUAAGAUUGGAGGCAAGAACUGGGAGAGAGCGCACGGCCGUCCUUGCUUGCCGCCCAUGAUCCUCCACCCCAUCAAGGAGGUCAAGCCGACGGAACCCGGCUUCGCGACCCAGUUUGAGCUCUUCUACGGCUGAACUCGCACACGCGGUACGAUGGUGUAUGAUCUACGAACAAGACUUGCUUCAAACUGGUCUUCAUGGGUUUCGCUGGUGUGACAUUGGUCAUGUAUGCAACGGAACACACUGGCGGUCGAAGCAACGGGAUAUGAGGUGCUUCAACCAAGGCCAGGCCAGAUCUUCCGGAGACCAACCACGCCUUCUGCGACAUCAGACCUGCCGGCUACGAAGAAAUGAGCCCCAAGUAGGCGUGAAAUCAACACGACACGACCCCUUCAUCAACCCAAUCUGUCCAUACUCUUUAGGCUCUCCCAUGGCAAAUGGGGACACUGGCGCAAUGCCACCAUCAGAGCGAGGCGUUUUUCAUUUUCUUUUCCUUAGCUGCUUUUGUUCCACCGUGGAAACAAACCUUUCUAUUGCCAUUCGGGUGUUGCAUCUCAUAAAGACAUACCACAUUUGUUCUUGUUAUUGUGUCUGAUCAUGAAAACCCAUUUUGAUCUUCAUUAUCCUCAUUUCUUUUUCGCCUAGAGCAUUUCAUAGGUUUUAGACCUACAUAUCAAAUCAGAGCAUCAGCGGCCGGCCCCUAUAACGGCGGGUUCUGGUUCUCAAUUGUACAAAAGGACUGUGUCUAUGGGCCGAGUAUUUAGGGGAGGAAAGAUAGAUAGAGUGGCAGGGGAGCAUGGCGGGUUGACAGAAGGCCAAGAUUACAUAGAGUCUGCUCUAUAUUGCUAGGUGCUGGGAUGGCCUGUCAAUAGUAAUUUGCCAUGGUGUUCGAGCUUGUUUCUUG